AUUAUUUAAUAAUUAAUAUUCCUGCUUUUUUAUUUUCCAUUUUUCAAAAACAACUCUGCAAGAUCCUCUGUAUUUCUCAGAAAAUGCCAUCCUUUUUUCUCUUCAAUCGAGAGAAGAAGAAAAAGAAACAUUUCUUCAUAUUUCAAUUUCUUCUCCAUUCGUCAAAAUCUAAACCCUAGAAAUCCAAAAUCAUCAUCUCCAACAAUCACAAACAAGAGUCAUUCUCAUCACUCAAAACAACAACAAAACAUUACCACCUCCAUUAAUGCUGCUGCUGCUGCUUUUGUGAAACAACCUCAAAACCGUAGAUUUUUAACUGUCUUUCUCAAUUCUUCUCUCCUUUUCCGAGAUCUGUUGUUGUUCUGGUUCUCAUUUUCAUUUUCAUUUUUCGUUCUUUUUUUUUGUGAGAUUUUCUAUAUUUAUUCAUUAGAUUUCUUGAAUUUUAAUAGAAUUAGAAUGAAAAUGUUUUGUACCAUAAUAUAAUUUAUCUAUCAGGAAUUAGAUCUAUCUAGUUGUUCUAUAUGAAACAGAUCUACGAAUUUAUCAUUCAAUUUCAAAAUACAAAGCCAAGAUCUAGGAUUUCUAGGUCUAGGUGUUGUUGUAUGUUUUAAUUAGGGUUUUGAAAUUGUUUGUAUCGUGAUGAUGAUUUUGAUCUAGGGUUUAAAUCCUGAUUUGAGCUAUACACAUUGAUUGAAGUUGAAAUUGGCACAAUGUUCAAGCAAUUUCUCAGUAAAUUCCCAAGGAAAUCUUCGUCGAAAGCUGAAAAUAAUGGUGAUUCUACUGGAAAUAAUAAUUCUGUAAACAAUAAUGCUGUUGGAAAUGGAAUUCAGAGGACUAACAGUUCAAAUUCAAGUACUGUAUCGAGUCGAUCGAAUGUGGUUAAAAGAAUGUCUUCAGCGGUUUUCCCUUCAAGUGUUGUAGCUGGUAUUGAACCGUUUUUAUCAUUUAAAGAUGUUUCGAAUCCUGAGAAACAGAAUUUAUUAAUCAGUAAGUUGAAUUUAUGUUGUGUGGUUUUGGACUUCAAUGAUUCCAAGAAUGCUGCUGAGAAAGAUCUGAAACGUUCAACUUUGAUUGAACUUGUCGAUUUUGUUGCUUCUGGAUCUGUUAGAUUUAAUGAGCCUGUAAUUGCUGCGGUUUGCAAAAUGACUGCACUUAAUUUGUUCAGGGUUUUCCCACCUAACUACCGGUCUAAUGGUGGUGGUGAAAAUGACGAUGAUGAACCGAUGUUUGAUCCUGCUUGGUCUCAUUUACAGUUGGUGUAUGAUUUACUGCUUAGAUUUAUCACAUCGAGUAAUCUUGAUGCAAAGGUUGCAAAAAAGCAUGUUGAUCAUUCAUUUAUUUUGAAAUUGUUAGACUUAUUUGAUUCUGAUGAUCCAAGGGAAAGGGAUUGCUUGAAAACAAUUCUACAUAGGAUUUACGGGAAGUUCAUGGUUCACAGGCCAUUUAUUCGUAAGUCUGUAAGCAACAUCUUUUAUCGAUUUGUUUUCGAAACGGAACAACAUAAUGGAAUUGCUGAGUUGUUGGAGAUUUUUGGGAGUGUGAUAAGUGGGUUUGCAUUACCAUUAAAAGAGGAGCAUAAGAUGUUUCUGUGUAGGGCAUUGAUUCCUCUUCACAAACCGAAAUCUGUGGGUCUUUACCUUCAGCAAUUGUCAUAUUGUAUAGCACAAUUUCUAGAGAAGGAUCCAAAGUUGGUUAGUUAUGUGAUAAGAGGGUUAUUGAAAUACUGGCCUGUAACAAGUAGCCAGAAGGAAGUAAUGUUUUUGGGUGAGUUGGAGGAGAUUUUGGAAGCAACUAAUAUGGCUGAAUUUCAAAAAAUAAUGGUCCCGUUGUUCAAAAAGAUCGGAACAAGUCUCAACAGUUCACAUUUCCAGGUGGCUGAAAGGGCACUCUUCUUAUGGAACAAUGAUCACAUUGUGAGUCUGAUAGCCCACAACCGACAAGUUAUUCUGCCUCUAAUAUAUCCAGCACUAGAGAAAAAUGCCCAAGGCCACUGGAAUCAAGCUGUUCUCAAUCUCACUCUAAAUGUCCGGAAGAUGUUCGCAGAGAUGGACAACGAUCUUGUCCUUUCAUAUCAGGAAAAGUUUGAGGAUGAAGCAGCGAAGUUAAAAGCGGCAUGUGAGAAGCGAACUGUAAUAUGGGAACGUCUGGAGAAUGUUGCUAGCUUCCAACCGGUAACGGGAAACACAGCAGUUCUGGUAAAACAAUGAGUUUUCUCUUCAUAUAAAACUUGAUGUAGUCUUAAAUCAAAGAAGCAUAACAUAUAUAUGUUCCCAUGCUUGUGCUUGUGUUUUUUAUAUGAAUAGUUAAGCAGAGAAAGGUCAUGUUUGGUUAACUCAGAUCAAGAAAAAGGACAUCUGUACUUGUAUUCAUGUUUGGUCAACUCAGGUCAAGAUUAAUCCAUUUGAGUGGAUUUCCGUUGUACCAACUCUUCUUUUGACCAUGCUAAUGCCUGGUUUGGCCUACAAGUGUUUUGAUGCCUGAA
This is a messenger RNA of Papaver somniferum (opium poppy), 2482 nucleotides long. Its product is annotated as serine/threonine protein phosphatase 2A 57 kDa regulatory subunit B' kappa isoform-like. Gene Ontology annotation, biological process: signal transduction. Gene Ontology annotation, cellular component: protein phosphatase type 2A complex. Gene Ontology annotation, molecular function: protein phosphatase regulator activity. The record is from RefSeq and is a predicted model, not a curated record. The transcript has 2 exons. Lineage: Eukaryota; Viridiplantae; Streptophyta; Magnoliopsida; Ranunculales; Papaveraceae. Bases 711 to 2207 code for a protein of 498 amino acids.